AGAGCCUUCUGGUUUUGAUCACAACAUGCGUAUCACCAACAACAACGUUCUAGAACAUACUCAUCUCUCAAACACAGUUUCAGAUGAGCCCCGUUAUGAUUUCCAGAAGAACCCUGAUGGUGGUAUGGUCGGUAGCAGUAGCUUCUCUCAAGAUUUUGGAGCUUUGUGA
Messenger RNA from Microthlaspi erraticum, 169 nucleotides. Lineage: Eukaryota; Viridiplantae; Streptophyta; Magnoliopsida; Brassicales; Brassicaceae. The record is from the annotation of a GenBank genome assembly.